Molecule: messenger RNA, 653 nt
Organism: Tigriopus californicus
Lineage: Eukaryota; Metazoa; Arthropoda; Copepoda; Harpacticoida; Harpacticidae
Product: arginine-hydroxylase NDUFAF5, mitochondrial-like
Biological process (GO): mitochondrial respiratory chain complex I assembly
Cellular component (GO): mitochondrion
Molecular function (GO): S-adenosylmethionine-dependent methyltransferase activity
Source: RefSeq, a predicted model, not a curated record
GGCUUACCUUUCGAGGAUAAUAGUGUUGACGUGGUAACGAGCAGUUUGAGUAUGCAUUGGGUCAAUAACCUUCCCGGUUUGUUUAAGGAAGUGAAUCGAAUCCUGAAGAAAGAUGGCGUUUUUAUUGGAUCCAUGUUUGGGGGUGAAACACUUUUUGAACUCAGAUGUUCCCUCCAACUCGCGGAAUUGGAACGUGAUGGUGGCCUUUCUUCGCACAUCUCGCCAUUCGUCGAGGUACAAGAUCUCGGCAAUCUCCUAAAUCGUUGCCAAUUCCGAAUGCUCACUAUUGAUAGUGAUGAAAUCAAGGUAGCUUUCCCUUCUAUUUUUGAACUGAUGCGAGAUCUUAAAGGGAUGGCAGAAAACAAUGCCUCAUGGACCAGGAAGCUACACCUCAAGAGGGACACACUGAUUUCAACCGCUGCUAUAUAUAAGGAGCUCUACCGAAACCAAGAUGACACCAUUCCGGCCACGUUUCAAAUCUUUUAUUGGAUAGGAUGGAAGCCAGAUGCCUCACAGCCCACGCCGCUAUCUCCACAAAAGUCCGAGAUCUCACUCAAAGAUCUGCCCAAUUUAGAUGAAGCUCUUCAAAAGCGAGAUAAAGACGGCGAUAAAGAGUCCUAAAUUUGAAUGAAUAAAAGUCGGUCUUGAAUCAA